This is a messenger RNA of Lachnellula hyalina, 282 nucleotides long. It is a transcript of the gene sem-1, whose product is annotated as putative 26S proteasome complex subunit sem-1. The transcript is spliced from 3 exons. The coding region runs from base 1 to 282 and encodes 93 amino acids. Gene Ontology annotation, cellular component: proteasome complex; proteasome regulatory particle, lid subcomplex. Lineage: Eukaryota; Fungi; Ascomycota; Leotiomycetes; Helotiales; Lachnaceae. Gene Ontology annotation, biological process: mRNA export from nucleus; proteasome assembly; double-strand break repair via homologous recombination. The record is from RefSeq and is a predicted model, not a curated record.
AUGUCUGCCGCUCCAGCAUCUGGCGCAGCACCAACCACGAAAGCUACAGUCGCAGACAAGAGCGCCGAUUCUACCAAGGAGACAAAGCCAGCGCCUGCGCUAGAGGAAGAUGACGAGUUUGAGGAUUUCCCUGUAGAGAACUGGACGCAAGAGGAUACUGAGGUACCGGGCGAUAACACGCACUUGUGGGAGGAGAGCUGGGACGAUGAUGAUACGAGCGAGGACUUUUCCGCGCAACUGAAGGAGGAGCUUAAGAAGGUCGAGGCGAGCAAGAAGCGUUGA